CGUUUUUGACUGUUUAGAAGCAAGUUUACUAUUUGUAAAACAUUACUCGUUUUUAUAGCAAAUAUGAGUGAAAGCGUGAGUACACGGACCAAAACAUUGACCGACUCAGCGGAUUCAUUAUCUACAGAAGGUCCUAUUGUCUUAGACCGAUGGAGCAACAACAUAAGCUACCGGCAACUGGUGAUCUCCUCCUGCAUUGGAAUUCUCCAGCUCUGGUGGCAUCCCUACCUCUACGACCUGCAGAAACUGCUGCCCUACAUAUUCUUGUACAACCUGUUCAGUAUCAUCAUUGGAUACCCGAUGUUCUACCUCGAACUGGCGGUAGGCGUGGUCACUAAGAAAGGCGUGUUGAGAUGCUGGGACAUGGCGCCUAUGGCUAGAGGCAUCGGCUUCGCCAUGCUAGCGUGCUGCGUGUUCACGGCGCUGGGCCUUGGCGCGGUGGCCGCCUGGUGCCUGGCGCUGCUGGUGCACAGCGGCCACUCGUUCCUGCCGUGGCUGCACUGCGCGGCCGCCGCUCGCCCGGCCUGCGCGGCGCGGCACCGCCCAUUAGUGCAAGGGAGCGAGACGCCUGCGCAAUCUUUCUUUUUUAACUUCGUCUUAAACCUGAAGCGCGAUGGCUUGGAAGGCGGCCUCGGGAACGUGGUGUGGGAGCUGGCCGUCUACUUCGUCAUCUCCUGGGUCCUCAUCUACUUCAUCGCGGUGAAGAAGAUCUAUAGCUAUUCGAAGCUAGUGCUGUUCAAAGACGUGAUGGCGUACUUUGUGGUGGUAUGCUUUGGGCUGGGCGCGGCGCGGCUCGACGGCGCAGCCGCCAUGUUCAAACGCUGCGACUGGACUGUGCUGUUGAAUAAUAUGCAGAUCUGGCGCGACGCAGUGGAAUACUCAAUCAUAGAGAUGACCGUCUCCCAAGGUUCCCUCGUCAUGCUGGGCUCGUACUGCCCCAAACAACAGCACAAGCUCGGCACCACGGCAUUACUCGCGUUCGCUGCUUCGAAAACCAGUUCGAUGUCGAGCGCUUUCAUAUUGGGCGCCGCCCACGGAGCCUUGCAGAAGGAUUAUGAUGUUAACAACACUAACAUUUGGGGCGGAUCCUCCACAUCAAUGGUGAUUUGGUCCGACUAUGUGGCCAGGAUACCUGGGAGUCAGUUCUGGUCGUGUCUUUUAUUCUUCACAAUGUUUGUUUUGGCUAUUUCUUCAACGGUAAUUUACUAUUAUGAAUUUUUAGGUCCCUAUGUGAUCUACCCUCAGAUCAUAGAAAGAGAAUAG
Ostrinia nubilalis (European corn borer) is the source of this 1263-nucleotide messenger RNA. Its product is annotated as sodium-dependent neutral amino acid transporter SLC6A17-like. NCBI's taxonomy places the organism in Eukaryota, Metazoa, Arthropoda, Insecta, Lepidoptera, Crambidae. Gene Ontology annotation, biological process: sodium ion transmembrane transport. Gene Ontology annotation, cellular component: plasma membrane. Bases 64 to 1263 code for a protein of 399 amino acids. The transcript is spliced from 8 exons. The record is from RefSeq and is a predicted model, not a curated record.